Chelmon rostratus (copperband butterflyfish) is the source of this 2347-nucleotide messenger RNA. Its product is annotated as protein NipSnap homolog 2-like. The coding region runs from base 41 to 889 and encodes 282 amino acids. The record is from RefSeq and is a predicted model, not a curated record. The transcript has 10 exons. NCBI's taxonomy places the organism in Eukaryota, Metazoa, Chordata, Actinopteri, Chaetodontiformes, Chaetodontidae. Gene Ontology annotation, cellular component: mitochondrion.
UGUCAAACAACCUUAACUGACAACAGCUUUCAGGCGAAAGAUGGCGACCCGAGUCCUUCAAAGAGUGGGCAAAGGCCUUAAACAGACGAAAAAUGGGCUUCAGGAGAACGGACAGGUCACGGUUGUCGUAAGGAGCCUUUCAGCUUUCCGUGAAGACAGCUGGUUCAAGUCUCUCUUUGUCAGAAAGGUCGACCCCCGAAAAGAUGCUCACUCUCAUUUGCUUGCCAAGAAGGAAGACAGCAAUCUGUACAAAAUACAGUUUCACAAUGUCAAGCCUGAGUGCCUUGAUGCUUACAAUGAACUUUGUGGGGACAUCUUGCCUUCCAUUCACACUGACCCUGAAUACCCUUGUGAGCUUGUGGGCACCUGGAACACAUGGUACGGCGAGCAGGAUCAAGCAGUUCACCUGUGGAGAUAUCGGGGAGGAUACCCAGCUCUCACCGAAGUCAUGAACAAACUCAGGCAGAAUAAGAAGUUCAUGGACUACAGGAAUGAGAGGGGGAAGAUGCUGCUGUCUCGUAGGAACCAGCUGCUGCUGGAGUUCAGUUUCUGGAAUGAACCUGUCCCUCGUCCAGGACCCAACAUCUAUGAGCUCCGAUCAUACCAACUCAGGCCAGGGACGAUGAUCGAGUGGGGAAAUUACUGGGCUCGUGCUAUUGAGAUUCGCCAGCAGAACCACGAGGCAGUAGGAGGCUUUUUCUCACAGAUUGGAAGUCUGUACACGGUUCACCACUUAUGGGCUUACAAAGACCUCCAGUCAAGAGAAAUCACCAGGAAUGCAGCCUGGCAGCGUGAUGGCUGGGACGAGGUUGUCUAUUACACAGUCCCUCUUAUCCAGCACAUGGAAUCUAGAAUAAUGAUUCCCAUGAAGUCUUCACCCUUGAAGUAACCACAGACAUCGGGGGGAACCUCUCAACAGCCACUGCAACCAUCACGCUGAUCUAUGGAGAGCGUUAACAACCAUUGGAGUGUGCACUGCCAGGGAUAUCUGCGUAACAUCCAGAUGUUGUUUCAGUUUUUGUUUCUUUUUUUGUUUCUUCACUCCAUUUUCUGCAUUGGCCUAGAAUGUCUUAUUUCGGAUGAGAAUGUUCAAAUGAUUAUUACCAAACUUCAUCUGUUACAGCAGUUACUGUGUUACUGAUCAAUUAUUGCGCCAUGUGUAGACAAACUAUAAUUUGACACGUUCCUCCUCUUCACUGUCCAUCAUUUAAAGGGCCAGAUUUUUAAAAAAUUGUCUUAUUUUUUUUUGUUUAUGAGAUAAAAACUGCUUUCAUCGUGUGUUGAGAUACCAGGAGGAGCUGUGACUCAAACAUUUAGCAGUUCUAGUGCUGGUCACAGGGGCUGAAAAUGUCUCAUAGUCUUAUCAUAAAAAUCUGUUACAAAAGAAAACUUCACAUGACUUGUAAGCCCUAUUGCACUAGCACUGAUAACAAAUCAAACAAACACAAACAGCCUCCAGUAUCUCACAACAAUAACACAGUGUCCAGAGCUCACAGAUCAUUUUCAAUAUGUAUUGGAAAAACCUAUUUAAAAGUUGGAGGUGAUGGUCAGCAUGACCCCAGCCAAACUGUUCAGUGAAAGUUCACCACGUACACACUCCAACAGAAAAUGUGACUUUAUGUUUACAAGGCUUUGAUCCAGCCAGCUGAUUAUGUUGUCUACCAGUAAUUUGUUUCAAAAUCAGUUGGAUGGAUGAAAGGAUUCAUAACAACACCGUUAUGAAGACACACAAAAAGUCCUCAGACACCACAGAGUGUCAGACUAGUUUGAACUGGAAGCUAGCCUUUCGAUUUAGGACACAGCCUUUUUUUCUCUGCAGGAUACAUGUAUGUAGUGUCCAGUGCUUGGGGUGAAGUUGUGCUGAAUCCCCUGUUGGAGUAAUUCUGCCUGUUUGUGUCUGCUCUUUUAAACUGACCACAUCUCUUUUCUAACUUUAACAUCGUGGCUCUUCUAGCUGUGUGGAGGGGGGUGAGAUGAUUCAAAUGAUUAGAAAUUAUUUUUGAUUUUUGCCCAGCUAAUCAGUAUUUCCUCACUGCUGUAAACUGAGUGGUUUGGCCUAUCUUUGUAUCAAGCAAUUAAUGUCACCCGAGUGAUUGUGUGCUCUAACUGAGGUUAAUGAUUAUUUUUUUAAUCAUCAGAUUGUAGAUAUACAUAGUGGAGUUAGUGACCAAGCCAGAGAUUUGAUCAAUUGUGUGUCUGUGAAUGAAGUGUGGUACUUUAAAAUCUCUUAUGUUGAAGAAUAAGUGGACAGGUAAUGAGUAAUAGCUCAGUAUGGUAAUUGCGAAUUGCAGUGCUUAAUUAUUGAGACUAGUUGUACAUAUUGAAUUAAACUUCUGAUUAAAUUAGA